This is a messenger RNA of Darwinula stevensoni, 3553 nucleotides long. Lineage: Eukaryota; Metazoa; Arthropoda; Ostracoda; Podocopida; Darwinulidae. The record is from the annotation of a GenBank genome assembly.
GCGCGGUCCCGUUCCCGCGGGCCAGCUAGUCGACCGCGCAGGCCUCCAGCAGGCAGCUGGCAGCCCGCAGCGCUUCUGUCCUCCCUUGUCUGGGUUUCUCUCCGAGGGCCUAGGCCUAGCCAUCAUGGCUGCUGGCUGCUGUGGUGGUGCAAAGAAGCAGAAACUAACCAACAGCACCAGCAACCACCACCACAACAAUCACGCGCACCACCACCAUCACAACGGCCUCUGCGGUGGGUACGCUGUGAUCGGCCUCCCGUUGAAUGGGACUCUGUCUCGGUCGGGGAUGGUGGCCCAUCCCGAGAUGUGCUUCUUUUGUUUCGACGUCCUGCAUCACCAUCUUCACAGCCUGGACCCGCCGAAGGCCCCCACUUUCUGCAAUGACGCCUUCCCCUUGUUUGUAACAUGGAAGAUCGGAAAGGACCGCCGUCUGCGCGGCUGCAUGGGAACAUUUGAUGCCAUCAAUCUGCAUUCUGGACUCAAGGAAUAUGCGGUCACCAGUGCAUUCAAGGACAGUCGCUUCCCACCCGUGAGUCGAGACGAGUUUUCCAAGCUCCACGUGUCGGUGUCGAUCCUCCGUCACUUUGAGGAGGGGCUGGACUUCCUCGACUGGGAGGUCGGGAUACACGGGAUCCGCAUCGAGUUCCACAACGAGAAGGGCAACAAGCGCACUGCCACCUACCUCCCCGAAGUUGCUCCCGAACAAGGUUGGGACCGUAUCCAGACCAUAGACUCUCUGCUGCGCAAGGGCGGGUUCAAGGGCUCCGUUACGAACGAGGUGCGACGUUCGAUCCGCCUCACCCGCUACCAGAGUGAGAAGAUCACCAUCAGUUACCAGGAGUACAUGAUGUGCUGGCGGGCGCGACGCUACUGCUAGCACCGGCUUCCCCUCGCCUCGAGCGAGGGAUCCCUCCUACUUUGGGCCUCCUUUUCCCCCCUCCCAAUUUUUCUCCACGAGCACUUCAUGUAACACUUUGAGCGUCAUGCGACCACCUGUGGUUAGAAUGGAACCAAUGCGAAUCGAAUGUAAUGCCACCAGUGACGCUCAUAGUGUUCGAGCCCUUACUCUCCUCCUUUUUAGAAUGGCAGUUCAAGGCCUUUUUGAGUCUCAUUCCACUCAGUUGCAAUUUAUUGGACUUGUUUCCGGCUCUGGUGUAUUUUGUGAACUUGAUCAGAGACGAGGAAGGACCAAAUUCAGCCCCAUACAUUUUGUGUUCUGAAGCAGUCCUUGCUCAAUGUUCCAUUUCAGGUUUGAAGUGUUUGAAUUUGCAUGUUGUGAGUUGCAUUUUGAGUUCGGGGAGUAAUGGUGAUAGUUUUGGAAACUUGUGCAUCAGUUCACGUCUGCUUCUUUUUUUUUUUUUUCAAGGGACUUAAAAUCAAUAACCUGUAUGUUUUUAUAAUACCUAGUAGCUGCCAAAUAAGGUAGUCCACUCCAUCACACUGGCUCGUGAAACAUUCAUUUGGAGCUUUCAGUUUUGCUGUUUCUCUCUGGGGCUAAUGAUGUCCUCAGUUUGUUUCAAAUGCCUUGAACUCCUGUUCUAAGAUGCCCCUCUCCUUUGCCUUUGACCUCAUUCUCUGCUUUCCCUUGUGUUCCCUUCUACAUCAUCGUUCCCUCAUCAUUUUUUGUGUUACAAAGCAGGUCCACCUUUGUGUGUUGACAUCGAGGUCCAUCGUGUCGAAGGAAAACAAAAAAAGCCAACAAACCUGGCAACCGAGCCACGCCCUGUCAGUCUUUCAACCUCUGGCAUCUCAGGAAGCUCGAAAAGGAAAAAAGUGGCUGAAAAGAGAAAGAACGAACGAACGAAGGAGUUGCAAUUGUUUGCAGAAUAUCACAUCUGUCUCUUCAACUUCCAAAAAGAAGAAUAUGCUUUCGAAUCACGGUGAUAGUGAGUAGUUUCUGCCUCUUAUCAGGCGUAGAGGAUCCACCCUCAUUCAGAUUCAUAACUGGAAAUUCAUAUUCACGUCUUGCCAUCACUUCCAACUGCACACGUCUGAAGACCGAAGUCGAACUUGGAGCCUGGGUGAUGAUCAGAUUCCCCCGUUUGAACCACGGAUGCUGAGGGGACAGGAACGACACCGGCUUCCUGUGAUCUAACCUCGUGAAGACGGUGCCUCACUUGUCGGUGUCGAUAGGGGCCGCGGCCGUCCGUCGCACGGCCGUCUCCGCCUCUGUGGAGUCGUCGUGGGUGAGCGUCUGGGUAGCACGUCUGUGUGCGUGUCUGUGUCUGCGAGUGGCACGUUCAAAACACCUAGAUCUCUCAAGGCAUCAGCAGCAGUCAGCUUUGAUAAAAUCCGUAACUAUGACUGUGAAUUAAGCACCAGGCCAAUCGGUGCCCUAACAAUCUGGAGGAGAACAUCAAGAAUUAACUGUAUUCGGUAAAGGAUGCAUUCAGGAGAUCUUGAUUGCAAAUGUAUGUAUAUCUGUAUGCGAGCGUAUGUGAGAGGAAGGGAGAGUGCAUGUGGGUGAGUGGGUGAGAAUCGUGGUUGCUCAUUUAUUCGCACUCUUGUCACGUCUGUGGAUCGUAUGGCCUCGCGAAGAGGGAAUCCUGUAGCGAUUGCACCAUCUCAUUGCCAUCAGUUGUCAGAUGUAACAGGUACUGCCAUGAAGCACCAGUAGAGAACAGUCUGGAUACAGUAUCUUACCUUUGCCAUCUCUGAUGCAUUCAUUAUGUACUUUUUUUCUGUCUUCAUGUAUAAGAUUGUAACACCUAUCCAUGUUUAUUAUAGCCACUUGUCGGAGAUUGAAUGAGACAUAAGCUGAGCGUGCGAUUACCAAGCAAAUAUGUUACCUUUUAUUUGGAAAGUGUGUUGACUCGUCUGUAUAUCUAAUUGGAUUGUUGAUUGCCUCAUGCUACUAACACACAUCUGGAGGGAAGGCUCUUGAACCUUAAAUCAUUUUGUGAUUUCUUGAACCAAUUUGUUUUUUUCCCUUGAAAAUUCCGAAUUGCUGGACCAGAGAGAGAGCAGUCACCGCUCCAAACGUCUGGAACCCGUGUCGUAUAUCAUUCGUCGACGACACCAAAGAGGCUCAAGGUUCAAGGUCCUUCCCCCUCCAGAUGGCAGUUCUUUCAAGUCAAUUCUUGACUUUUUCGUGAAUUUUAAAUCGCCUUUUUUUUUUUUUCCUUGCUCCAGAAUAGGCCAGACUCUUGUACACAGCCACAAUCCGUUAGAUGCAGCUGCGGUUCAAUUGGUAUCUCGGUUCGCUCCUCACUAGAGCGGUCUUUCGAGAGAUGUCGGUCACCGAGUGAUUUGUAUAACCAGGCGCUUUCACGAUUUGAGUGUCUUUUUGUGGGUAGGCCAGAAUCCUUUUUCCUUUUUUUUUUUGUUGCUCAUAGACCACAUUUUUCGCUGAUGGAGCAUUCCACGACAAAGAAGCUCUCCCAAAAAUCCUCUCUGUAUGGGUGAAUCGGCAUUCUAGGCUUAUUUUUCUCUCUCGUAUUCCUCUCCUCAACAGAUCUCAGAGUGUCGAAGUGCUACUUACCGAAGUCGUUCUCUCAAGUAAUCCGGUAAACGUUCUUGUGGAACUGCAAAUAAAGCCUUGGAUUGGCCACAA